AUGCCCUGGGAAGACAACGACAACGACAACUAUCAUCAUUUUCAGCAACAGUCCCGCAGACACAAAAGAUAUCUGUCGUACGCUAGUCGGACGCUGGUUCCUGCUCGGUAUAGGAAAGCUUAUCGAGAACACGAGGAGGAUUUGGGAUCUAUGGGUGAUUUGCCUGCAGAGGAGGCUUCCACUGUAGCACCAGCGACGACAAUGGCGGAGGGAAAGCUUUCGGACGACCUCAAAUCCCUCGCCAUCAAACUCGGAACUCAAGGUCCCCACAAAACUCUUCCCACUCCAAGACUCAUCCAACUCCUCUUCAACGGCGUCUACAUCCUCAAGACCACCGCCGCAAUCUUCGUCUGGGAACAUCCAUACUAUCCCCAGCUCUACAUUCCCGCCGCUGUCCUACACUCCUACUUCGCAGCCCGAAGCGCAGACCUACAAAUCACUCCGGGAGAGAACAUUUCACAUCCCGAAAACUCCAAACAAAUCCUCGCAACACAAUGGACAAUCACAGUACGCUCCAAGAAAAUCGACAAAGUAAUCUGUUUCGCCAACCAAGAAACCUUACCCGAACCCGCAAAACCUCUAGCCGGACUUGUCAAAAUCGAUUUCGCGAGCAUAGACCAAUGGUUCGAAGAAUCGACUCCAAUUUUCGUACAUCCCAAGGAUCCAUUUAAACGAAUCGAUAUUCUCCAAUCGACACGACAUAUUGUUGUGAAACUUCCUCUUAGCGGCCCAAGCGAAACCUCGACGUCAACAACAAAAUCAGAAACCACCGCCGAAACCGAAGAAACAGAAUCUGCAUACCGCAUAGUAGCAGACACCUUCUCCUCCAUGCACCUCUACGAAACCGGUCUCCCCUGCCGUUUCUACAUCCCCCUCGCACGCGUCGACGCUAGCGUUUUACGAAAAUCCUCCACAACAACAAAGUGCCCCUACAAAGGCGAAGCCUCAUACUACGAUGUCGUAAUCCCCUCAUCCUCCUCACCAACCUCGCCAAAUCCCUCCUCAUCCUCCGACGACGAAAUUGUCUUCGAAGACAUAGUAUGGUACUACCCUACCCCGCUUCUCGAAAGCGCCAAAAUCGAAAACUUGGUCUGUUUCUACAAUGAGAAAGUGAGAAUUGAAGUCGAUGGGGAAGUUCUGGAGCAGCCUGUCACGCCGUUUUCGAAGGGUGGAGCGGGUGGGGAGGAUAAGUUGAAAUUGAACAGGCAAAUCAAGCAGGAAGACGAGGGCGAGGAAGUGUUGAAUAUGGGGAGUUUGGGAACGCCACUGGCGCCGUUGAAGGAGGAGAAGGGGUUGGAGGGGUGAGUGGUGAGAUGAGGGGAAAGAGAGGGGAAGAUGGGAGUGGGGAAUGGCUGGGAGGAGCGUGAGGGAGAUCGAGGCGAUCGGGUUCAAGGACAGAAUAACGAAUGCUCUUCUUCUUGUUUCUAUUAUAGGGAUUUUUACAGGCGCGCAUACAGAAG
Messenger RNA from Cercospora beticola, 1460 nucleotides. Its product is annotated as DUF427 domain-containing protein. The record is from RefSeq and is a predicted model, not a curated record. Lineage: Eukaryota; Fungi; Ascomycota; Dothideomycetes; Mycosphaerellales; Mycosphaerellaceae.